Molecule: messenger RNA, 3758 nt
Organism: Lucilia sericata (common green bottle fly)
Lineage: Eukaryota; Metazoa; Arthropoda; Insecta; Diptera; Calliphoridae
Exons: 6
Coding region: 1515-3749 (744 amino acids)
Cellular component (GO): nucleus
Molecular function (GO): zinc ion binding
Source: RefSeq, a predicted model, not a curated record
UGUUCAGCGCGGUAGUUAGUGCAUGCAGCCGCCAAGAAAUAAAUAAGAAAAAAUCAAGUAAUUUAGUUCGGUUUCAGUAUUUUACAAGAAAUGGCCAAGAGGUGGUACAAGUAAUUAAUAACGAGAUGCAAAAAUCAAAUUUGUUAACAAUGAUAAAGUGUUUUAAAUAAUAAUUAAAUAAAAAACCACAAAGAAAAUGCAGAAAUAUGUAAAUGGAAGACAAGUGAUAGUGAAAAAAGUUAACCAUUAAACAAACAAAAACAUGUUUAAGUGAGAUUUGUGUUUUAACAAAUUAUGUCAUAAAACAUUUAUAUAUGCAGUAAACAAACAUUCACUUAGUAUAGAGUCGGAGUCAAACACACAACAACAAAACAUCAACAUGAACAACAACCACGGCAACAGUCCCAGAGUCACACACAAGACAUUAACGUAGUCGUAGUCGUCGUUCGCAGUCUGUUUUAGUUAUUGGAUCAGCAGAGUUGUAGUAUGUCGUUUAACGUUGCCACCGCCGCUUACGGUUUAAAUUUUUUAAAAAUUAUUAUAAAAUAGUUAAUGAAAAACAAAAAAAAAAAUUAUUAAAAUUUUAAUUAAAUUAUUUGAAAAAGAAAAAAAAAUUACUAACGGGUGUGUGUGUGUGUGUAAAAAAUAUUUCCUUUUCCUGUAAAAACACAAUUUUCAAAACAAAAUUAAUUUACAAAAAAAAAAUAACAACAAUUUAAGAAACAAGAAAUUUUAAAAUAUUUAUAAAAAAUCUUGCGCGCGUAACAGUAGUUCAGCAUUUAAAGAAAGAUACUUGCGAAUUGUGUUAUGCUCUUUUAAUCGCUCUCUUAAGUGUAUGUUUUCAUCUCUUAUUUUGUGCUCUGGCAAAUAUAGUCAUUUCUAGUUAAAUGUGUGAUAAUUUUUGUUGUUGUUAUUGUUGUCAUUUAAUUUAUUAUUUGUUUUUGCAGUUUUCUUUUGCUUAAUAAUAAUUUAAAUAAUAGAAGAAAAAUAACUACUAUUCUGUCUCUCUCUCACUCGCUCUCUCAGUAAUUUUUGUUUGUAUCUCACGGAUAUUUGAUUUUUAUUAAAUUCGCACACUUGUUGUUACUUGCUGUGCGCGUGUGUGUGUUUGAAUGUGUGUGUGCAAAGUGUGAUUUUUAUGAUUUGUUUACACUAACAAGUUGCUGUUCGUUCGCUGGUUCGUUCCACAUGUCAUCAUCAUACAUGUUACAAAUCUGUAACAACUCAGCACUAAAACAACAAACACCUUCCUUCCGUCCAAUAUAAAGAAAUAAAAAAACAACAACAACAAAAUCCAGAAAAAAAAACACACCUAACAAAAACAAAAAUAUGCUUCAACAUAUUCGUGUAUAAGUGAAAAUAUAAUUAUAACAAACUAAUUAAACAGAUAAAGAACAUCUUUAAAAGAAAAUCGAAAAAAAAAAUCUAAAAUUUUUGUUUUUGGUAAUUAAAAAAAAAAAACAACAACAAUAAGUGUUUAAAGUGUUAAAAAAUCUAAAUUAAAUGUUUUCACUAUGGCUGCUGCAACAUCAUCAUCAUUAUCAUCAUCUUUAGCUAACAACAACUAUCUACAAAUAUGUCGCAUUUGCAUCACUUCGGCAGCAUCACCUUCACCAAAUGGCAGCAGCAGCAGCAGCAGCAAUAACAAUGCCACACAAAUGAUUUCAAUAUUUGGUGAAGAUUCAUUAUGGAAAAAAAUUACUACACUAGCUGAUGUUAAGAUCGAACGUGGCGAUACCCUACCGCAACAAGUCUGCAUAACAUGUGCCAAAAACACCAUAUCGGCCUGUCUAUUCAAAAAGAAAUGUGAAGAUGCCGAUAAUUUCUUCAGACAACAACUCUUAAUACGUAAAAUAGAAAGUAAAUCAGAUCAAACUAAUACCCUAGAAUCGGAGGAAGAUGAUGAAGUUGAAGAACAUGAAAUAACAAAUGGACAACAUCAUAAAAAUUCCCCACAUAAAAGUGACGUGGAAGAGGAACCAGAAUUAGAUGAACAAAUUUAUAAACAUCAUCUACAAAGACAAAUAAAUGGCGAUCAUAGAUUAGAUCAAGAUAAUGGUGAUCAUAAUGAACAUGAAGAAGAUGAUGAUCGCCAACAUCAUAAUGAUCUGGUAGAAGAUGAUGGUGAAAUAAAAAGUGCCAAUGGACAAAAACCUGCAUUUGAUUUUAACUCAAUACGUUUGAUGCAUGAGUAUAUGCAACAGCAUUUAAGUAAAUUAAACGGUAUCCAGGCUAAUGGUGCAAGUGAUGAUGAGGCUGGCGAAGGCACAGGUAGUGAUACCGAUCAAGAUGAUGAGGAUGAAGAUGGACCGCUGCCAUUAAUACCGGAAAUUGAAUUAAUAACACCAUCAGAAGAUGGAGGCGCAGGCGCUACACUUACUAAUGGUGGUUCAGUAUCAGCGACAGAUGCUGCAGCUGGUAUGACACACAUGCGUGGUUAUCAAUGUCCUCAUUGCUUUCAAAUUUUCGAAAUGAAACAAGUUCUUAAGGCUCACAUGCAAAGUGUACACGGCACUUCGGGACCCGUCUAUGAGUGUACGAAUUGUAAGAAGACCUACUUUUAUAAACGUUUCCUGGAGAAACAUAUAAGGCGAGGCCGUUGUGUUAAGAAGAGACGUAAUCAAACGCGCCCUAUGCAAUGUUCCGACUGCAAUGUUUUAUUCCCCACCGGUCACCAUCUGGGCUGGCAUAAACGUACUGGCUGUCCUUCGAAAACGGCGAAAAUGCCCUUGCAACAACUUUUCAAACAAAAUAUCGUGCAAUAUAACAAUUUCCCCAGACGCAUUGGCAUACGCAAACCGGAAAAUGCUAUUAUCUCCAUAAACAGAAAAAUUAUCAUGGCCAACAACAAACGCAAGGGACGCACUCGCAUCAAGUUAGAUGCGAAGAAAAUUGCCUUGGCCAAACAAUUGAUACUAAGGGAAGCCACCACCACUGUUAUUGCUAAUGAAUUGAAUAUAUCACGGACAUUUGCCUGGCGUUUGCGUAAAAGUCUUGUCAAUGGCGUCAGUUUGCAUGAGCGUGUCAUUGAUCCUCCGGAAGAUGAAGAAGAGGAUAAUGAUAACAAUGAAACUGAAAUGCCCGAUAAUGGACUCGACACAUUAGCAAUAGAAAAACCCGAAAAUCAAUUAAAUCAUCAGCCCUUUACCGAACACAUCAAACGUGAACGGCCAGCUACCGAAGAUGAAGAGGAAGAUGAUAUUAAUGAUAAUAAUCAAGAAACAGAUAAUGAGGAACAACACCAUCACCAACAGCAACUGGAGCAACAUCACCUGGAACUACAACAACAGCAACAAGAACAAUUAUUAAGAGAAAGUAAUAAUUUUAGUAAUGCCACUUCAGUAAUACAACGAACAAAUGAAUUGAAAUUAAAUAAUGCUCAGCAGCAAACACAACAACAACAACAUUUAUCAACUGCAACAACAAACGCCAUAUUAGAACAACAUAAAUUGCACAAUAAAAUAUCUGUAGUACAACAACAAAGACUUAUGGAAAUUAAUAAAAAUGCUCACCUUAAUAAUAACAAUGAUGACGCUAGCGAUUCGGACAGUGAUAAUGAUGAUGAUGAUCAUCAUCAAUAUCAACGUUCUCAUCAGACACACGAACAACAAAUACAACAAGAGACUGAACAUGUAAAUAGUCAACAACAACAACAACAAUCUUUAUAUUUACAAAAAUCAAUUAAUUUAAAGAUACUGAAGAUGCUCCUUCAAAUCCCUUGGGCAAUGCUAAAAAAUUGCCUCUAUUAAAUCAGAUAU